AUGCAGGAAUCAGAGCCUACAGUGUGCCAGCUGCAGCCCAACAUCAUCUCAGUGCGUCUUUUCAAGAGGAAGGUUGGUGGUCUGGGCUUUCUGGUGAAGCAGAGGGUGUCCAAGCCGCCCGUCAUUGUGUCAGACCUCAUCCGUGGAGGCGCAGCCGAGGAAUGUGGCCUGGUGCAGGUUGGAGACAUUGUCUUGGCCGUCAACAACAAGCCCCUGGUGGACCUGUCCUACGAAAGAGCCCUUGAGACGCUGAAGAACGUGUCACCUGAGAGCCACGCCGUGCUCAUCCUCCGUGGGCCGGAGGGCUUCACUACCCACCUGGAGACCACCCUGUCUGGAGAUGGCCGCCAACGCACAGUGCGGGUCACACGGCCCGCUUUCCCACCCUCAAAGUCCUAUGAGCACUGCUCCCCGCUCAGCCCAUUUAGCCAUGGGCAGCAGCAGCAGGUCAACAAGGAGCCCCAGCUCAGGGCCAUUGAGAACCUGUCUUCUCCUUCCAUCACCCAGUCCCUCCUGCAGAGGGGAGGCAUGCAGGCCCAGGACCCCCUACUGAUGCGGGACGGAGGCCGAGGAGCUCUCCUGUGUAAUGGUCUCGAGGAGAACAAUGAGCUGCUGAAGGAGAUCGAACCAGUGCUGCGCCUCAUCAAAAACAGCAAAAAGGAAAUCAAUGGAGAAGGCCAGAGGAAUGCGGGAAGAAGGGAUGCUGAGAUUCAAGUGGCCUGGGACCUUGGCGUGGGAAAUGGCACGUCACCCCAGCUGCCAUCAGAUAAUGACAGCACGCUGGAAAACAUGCCGCUUGGCCUCCACAACGCUGACGCUUACAAGCCUCCAGCCAAGGGCAAGACCUCACCUACCAAGUCACUGCAGAAUGGAAGCCCCUCCAAAUGCCCCCGCUUCAUAAAGAUCAAGAACUGGGAGACUGGCACUGUCUACAGCGAUGUACUCCACCACAGCUCCAGCAAGAUGCCAAUCUGCACCGAAAAUGUAUGCAUUGGCUCUGUGAUGGUGCCCAACCAGCAUGCCCGCAAGCCAGACGAGGUCAGAACCAAAGAGGAGCUUCUUCCACUGGCCACUGACUUCAUAGACCAGUACUACACCUCCAUCAGAAGGUAUGGCUCUAAAGCCCAUGUGGACAGACUGGAGGAGGUGACCAAGGAGAUUGAAGCUUCAGGGACUUACCAGCUGAAAGACACAGAACUGAUUUAUGGAGCCAAGCAUGCCUGGAGGAACGCCGCCCGAUGUGUAGGAAGGAUCCAGUGGUCCAAACUACAGGUUUUUGAUGCUAGAGACUGCACAACAGCUCAUGGAAUGUACAACUACAUAUGUAACCACAUCAAGUACGCCACCAACAAAGGAAACCUGAGGUCAGCCAUUACCAUCUUUCCUCCGAGGACAGAUGGCAAACAUGACUUUCGAGUGUGGAACAUUCAGCUGAUUCGUUAUGCAGGCUACAAACAGCCUGAUGGACAGAUCCUGGGAGACCCUGCUAAUGUCGAGUUUACUGAGAUUUGCAUGCAGCUGGGGUGGAAGGCUCCGAAGGGUCGUUUUGAUGUCCUGCCCCUCCUGCUGCAAGCCAACGGAAAUGACCCUGAGCUGUUUGAGAUCCCUGAAGACCUCAUCCUGGAAGUACCGAUCACACACCCAAAGUAUGAGUGGUUCAAGGACCUGGACCUGAAGUGGUACGGUCUCCCCGCGGUUUCCAACAUGCUGCUGGAGAUCGGUGGCCUGGAGUUCACUGGCUGCCCCUUCAGUGGCUGGUACAUGGGCACCGAGAUUGGCGUGAGGGACUUCUGCGACAGCUCACGCUACAACAUUCUGGAGGAGGUUGCAAACAAGAUGGCCUUAGACACCAGGAAGACCUCCUCCCUAUGGAAAGACCAGGCACUGGUGGAGAUCAACAUUGCUGUUCUCUACAGUUUCCAAAUUUGCAAAGUGACCAUAGUAGACCAUCACUCAGCCACAGAGUCCUUCAUGAAACACAUGGAGAAUGAGUAUCGGGUGAGAGGAGGCUGCCCUGGGGACUGGGUGUGGAUUGUGCCUCCAAUGUCAGGAAGUAUCACACCAGUUUUCCACCAAGAAAUGCUCAACUACCGCCUCACCCCAUCCUUUGAGUACCAGGCUGAUCCUUGGAAUACCCAUGUGUGGAAAGGAGUCAAUGGGACGCCCACAAAGAAAAGAACCAUCGGAUUUAAGAAGCUUGCCAAGGCUGUGAAGUUUUCAGCCAAGCUCAUGGGCCAGGCCAUGGCCAAGAGGGUAAAAGCCACCAUACUGUUUGCCACGGAGACAGGCAAAUCACAAGAUUACGCCAAAACUCUUUGUGAAAUCUUCAAGCACGCUUUUGAUGCAAAGGUCAUGUCCAUGGAUGAGUAUGAUGUGGUGGACCUGGAGCACGAGACACUGGUGCUAGUGGUGACAAGCACAUUCGGCAAUGGUGAUCCACCUGAAAAUGGAGAGAAAUUUGGAGCUGCCUUAAUGGAGAUGCGUCACCCAACAUCCAACACAGAAGAUAGAAAGAGCUACAAGGUCCGUUUCAACAGUGUGUCAUCCUACUCUGACACUCGCAAGUCCUCGAGCGACGAGCCAGAAGCAAAGAUCAACUUUGAGAGCACCGGACCUCUCGCCAAUGUUAGGUUCUCAGUGUUUGGCCUUGGCUCCAGGGCCUACCCACACUUCUGCGCCUUUGCCCACGCUGUGGACACGCUGUUUGAAGAGCUGGGAGGGGAGCGCAUCCUACGCAUGGGAGAAGGAGAUGAGCUGUGUGGCCAGGAGGAGUCUUUCAGAACCUGGGCCAAGAAGGUUUUUAAGGCUGCCUGUGACGUGUUCUGUGUUGGCGAUGAUGUAAACAUCGAGAAGGCCAACGACUCCUUGAUCAGCAACGACCGCAGCUGGAAAAAGAGCAAGUUCCGCUUGACGUACACGGCUGAGGCCCCGGCCCUCACAGAAGCAUUAUAUAGCAUUCAUAAGAAGAAGGUUUAUGGAGCAAAGAUGCUAGAAUCUCAAAACUUACAAAGUCCCAAAUCCAAUCGCUCUACCAUAUUUGUGCGGCUCCACACAAACAACCACGACAGCCUGAGCUACCAGCCCGGCGACCAUCUGGGCAUCUUCUCUGGCAACCACGAGGACCUGGUGACAGCUCUCAUAGAAAAACUGGAGGAUGCUCCACCUGUCAAUCAAAUUGUUAAAAUGGAGUUCCUGGAGGAGAGGAACACUGCCCUGGGUGUCAUCAGUAACUGGAACGAUGACACUCGUAUCCCUCCCUGCACCAUCUACCAGAUCUUCCAGUACUUCCUGGACAUCACCACCCCACCGAGCCCUGUGCUACUGCAGCAGUUUGCUGCUCUGGCAACCAAUGACAAACACAAAAAGAAACUAGAGAUCCUUAGUAAGGGCUUGCAGGAGUAUGAGGAGUGGAAGUGGUACAAUAAUCCCACACUGGUGGAGGUGCUGGAGGAAUUCCCCUCCAUCCAGAUGCCCUCCACUUUGUUGCUCACCCAGCUGCCCCUGCUGCAGCCUCGCUACUACUCCAUCAGCUCCUCCCCAGAGAUGUACCCAGGAGAGAUCCACCUCACCGUGGCUGUCGUCUCUUACCGUACCAGAGAUGGAGAGGGACCUAUCCACCAUGGAGUGUGUUCAUCGUGGCUCAACAGGAUAGAGAAGGGGGAGAUGGUGCCAUGUUUUGUCCGAGGUGCACCAUCAUUCCAGCUUCCCAAAAACCCCCAUGCACCUUGUAUCCUGGUGGGUCCAGGUACUGGUAUCGCCCCAUUCAGAAGCUUCUGGCAAAAGAGACAAUAUGACCUUGAACACAAAGGAAUUGAGUCAUGGCCCAUGAUCCUGGUGUUUGGCUGUCGGCAGUCUGAGAUGGACCACAUCUACAAGGAGGAGACCAUCCAGGCCAAGAACAAACAAGUGUUCAAGGAACUCUACACGGCCUAUUCCCGAGAACCUGGCAAACCAAAGAAAUAUGUACAGGAUGUACUGCGUGAGCAGCUGUCAGAGAUGGUGUACCAGUGCCUGAGAGAGGAGGGAGGACACAUCUACGUGUGUGGGGACGUUACAAUGGCCGGAGAUGUUCUCAAGACCAUCCAGCAUAUUAUCAAGCAGCAGGGCAACAUGAGUCUGGAGGAUGCUGGCUUCUUCAUCAGCAAGCUUCGGGAUGAGCAUCGCUAUCAUGAGGACAUCUUUGGUGUCACCCUGCGCACCUAUGAGGUCACCAACCGGCUUCGUUCAGAGUCCAUCGCCUACAUUGAGGAGAGCAAAAAGGACUCAGAUGAGUAA
Molecule: messenger RNA, 4275 nt
Organism: Scomber scombrus (Atlantic mackerel)
Lineage: Eukaryota; Metazoa; Chordata; Actinopteri; Scombriformes; Scombridae
Gene: nos1
Product: nitric oxide synthase 1 (neuronal)
Exons: 27
Coding region: 1-4275 (1424 amino acids)
Biological process (GO): nitric oxide biosynthetic process
Molecular function (GO): flavin adenine dinucleotide binding; FMN binding; heme binding
Source: RefSeq, a predicted model, not a curated record